This is a messenger RNA of Myripristis murdjan (pinecone soldierfish), 3926 nucleotides long. RefSeq names its product enhancer of polycomb homolog 2 (Drosophila) (gene epc2). Gene Ontology annotation, biological process: regulation of transcription by RNA polymerase II. Gene Ontology annotation, cellular component: NuA4 histone acetyltransferase complex. The coding region runs from base 249 to 2648 and encodes 799 amino acids. The transcript has 14 exons. The record is from RefSeq and is a predicted model, not a curated record. Lineage: Eukaryota; Metazoa; Chordata; Actinopteri; Holocentriformes; Holocentridae.
UAUGUGGACAUGUCCGCCAUGUUUUCCAUGGCGCAGAGAGCGGAGCAGCCGAGAAAAAUAGCUGUUACGUCAAGUUAAACUCACUCAGAAAUGGAUAUUUGCACGGGUUUCCAGACAAGCUGAAGCCUGUGAUUUCUACUUUAAUGGAAAUUGUCGUCUGCCUGGUGGAUUUGCAUCGAUAUUUUGAUCGUUUUUUGGCGGGAUUAAUGUUUCCUUCGUAUUUUCUGUGAUUACGGUAGCCGCAAACAAUGAGUAAAUUAUCGUUCCGGGCGCGAGCGCUAGACGCCGCCAAACCUCUUCCGAUAUAUCGCAGCAGAGACCUCCCAGACUUGAAGGACUGCGUGUCCAUCAACCGGGCCGUGCCGCAGAUGCCAACGGGGAUGGAGAAAGAAGAGGAGCUGGAGCACCAUCUUCAGAGGGCCAUCUCAGCCCAGCAGGUGUUUAGGGAGAAGAAAGAGAACAUGGUCAUCCCCGUGCCUGAGGCUGAGAGCAACAUCACUUACUAUGACCGUCUGUACAAGGGAGAACUCAAGGUUCCCAAACAGCUCAUCCACAUACAACCCCUGGGUCUGGACAAUGAGCAACCAGACUACGACAUGGACUCGGAGGAUGAGACGCUGCUCAACAGGCUCAACCGCAAAAUGGAGAUCAAACCUUUACAGUUUGAGACAAUGGUGGACAGGUUGGAAAAGGCCAGCGCAAACCAGCUGGUAUCACUGCCAGAAGCCAAGCUGCUCCUCAAUGAGGACGACUACCUCCUGAAGUCAGUGUAUGACUACUGGGUGAGGAAGAGGAAAAACUGCAGGGGGCCUUCACUCAUUCCGCAGAUCAAGCAGGAAAAGAGGGAUGGCUCGACCAACAAUGAUGCCUAUGUGGCUUUCAGACGACGAACAGAGAAAAUGCAGACCAGGAAGAGAUUAUCAUCAGGUAUCUCUCUUGCUCAGAACCGAAAGAAUGACGAAGCUUCUUAUGAGAAGAUGCUGAAACUACGGAGAGAGUUCAGCCGAACGGUCACCAUCCUGGAGAUGAUCAAGCGGAGGGAGAAGUCAAAGCGUGAGUUACUCCACCUCACCCUGGAGGUGGUUGAGAAAAGGUAUCUGUUGGGAGACUUCACUGGGGAGGUCCUGAAUGAAGUCACUGUACCUCUGGCUGAAAAGCCUGUAUAUACAGCCCCAGUCACUCUCACCAAUGGGAACCGCCACAAAGCUGAGCUCAAAACCAAGAUGCACAAGACAGGUCUGAUGCACCAGGUCUCCAUAAAGGACGAGUUUCCCUUUGACUGUGUCAGGCCAAAAAAGAAGUACAGCAAAAGGGACAAGUUGUACACCCAGCGCCGGCCCGGUCGGCCCCCCAGCCAAUAUACCGUCAACAAGGCAGACAUCAAACAGUAUGAUUUUCACAGCUCAGGAGAGGAGGACUAUACACCACCACUGUCUCCCCCAUCAGAACCCGAUGAAGAGAAUGAUCCUGAUGGACUAUUUGCCUUCAGAAGGAAAGCUGGGUGCCAAUAUCUCUCUCCCCAUAUGGACCAGAAUUUGGGUGUCCUAUGGGAACACCCAGAGCUUGCAGGGAUGGAUGCCCUACGCCACCGGCACUCCCUCACUGCCCUGUCUCUGCCCAGCCGGUUGGUAGGACUUGGCCGCCGCAGGAUGGGUCGAGGGGGCAGGGUCAUCUUGGACCGGGCAUCGUCUGGUCUGGACGUGGUCCUGAAGCAGCUGGACCCAGAUGCUUUUGCAUCUCCUGUCUCCAGGACCAGAGACAUUAACCGCCUUGUUGCCCAAAGAGCCUCCAUGAGCUCAGGUGUGAGCUCAGCCACUGCCGCCUCCUCUUUUGCUGAAAUUUUGAACAACAUUCAAAGCCUUAGGUGGCACUGCUUCAGGCCAAGGCCUGCUCAGCACCAGGUUAAUGAGGGCAGCAGGAUGGGAAAACCCUCACUGGAUGGCAGGGUGACUAGCAGUUUGUUGCUGAACACCAAGAACAACGGAUCAGCAGGGGGCAUCACUGAGGAGCAGUAUCAGGACCAUCAGCAGCAGCUUGCCCAGAUGCAGAAACAGCAGCUGGCACAGCUGCAGCAACAGGCAGCAACUCCAUGCUCCAAGCAGUCUUCAUUACUAGAACGCCACAACAUACAGAUUGCCUGCUACAGUGAGUGUGUGUCGAAGACUCUGGACUCUGCUAGCGCCCACUUUGCUGCCUCUGCUGUGGUCAGUGCACCGCCGCUGGGCCAUGUCAAUAAUGAAAACAAACCCCACAAGACCAGUGUCAAUGGUGUCCUCCAUCUUUCAGGGACCUCCAGACCUCCCCACUCCGCCACCUUAUCUCAUAGCGGGGCAGGGAUCUCAGGGCGCGUGUCUUCUUCUGGCAUUGGAGGGCCAUUGCUUCCCACCCACUCUUCCUCCUCGCUGCAGUCCCUCCCCAACCACAGGAAUCACGUCAGCGCCGUCUCUCCUGCACACCACCACCACAGCGCCCAGCCUUCCGCCCCCUCGCCAUCUGCCUUAAAGCUUGCCACUGUGGCCACCACCUUGGACCAUGUGCCCAAGGUCACACCUGCCAGCACCAUCAGCAACCUGGCCAGGGAGAAUCAUGAGCCAGAGAGACUUUUGAAUGGAAUAUCGGAGACCACAAUGGCCAUGGAGGUUACCUAGCCCAACCCCCUUUCUUUCUCUCUCUCUCUCUGUCUCUCUCUCCCAUCUCCCAUUCACCCACUUAUCGUCAAUCACCCCCCACUCGCUGAUCAGACCGGUGAAUGUGACAAGCAGUGACCUCCCAGAGGAAGAAUGCAAGCCCCCAUCCCCCAAUACUGAGGGGACACAACACAAGGACCUAUACAGAAUCGAGCAUAUCAAAAAAUAUUUUAACCAAUUUGUCAAUAUUAUACAUGUACAUUUUGUAAAUUGGGAAUAUCACUACCUUGUAAAAUAGUAUAUUUGUAUCAUUAGUAUGUUUUUUUUUCUGUUACUUGAAUCCAAGCAAAUUUGUCAUCACGCUUUUGCACUUGAAAAAUGCAAAUGAAAUUCAAAUGCACAAAUGCAACAGUGUUGGGAUCAUGAGCAUGAGCAUGGGUCCUGUGUCACUGCUUCACUAUUUAUUUUGCAAUGUUUACAUUUUGUAUUUCACCGCAACAAAUUGUCAAAGUAUGUCAGUGAACGAUGAGAUUUUUUUCUUUUGUAAUCUUGCUAGCAUAUUAUGUUCCAUGCUUUUUUUUCCACAAAUGGAAAACUGAGCACAUGAUUUGGUUUCACAAAUUGAAGUUGGUGACCUUUGUAAAUAGAUUAGCGGCAUUUUUUCCAUUCAGGCAAAUUUUCUGUCACACUGGUGUCACAGGAAUUUGUCCUUUUUGUAAUUUUUAAUAACUCGUCUUGCUUUUCAUUUGACUUUUUCAAAAUCAGUGACAAACUCUAGCCAUUGUCUUCAUAGGAUCCUAUUUAUUUAAAUUCACAUUGAAAUAACAAAUAUAUGCAUCCUUUAAAAGAUUCAAACUGCAAAUGUAAAGCAGGAAACCCUUUUUUAUAAUAUAUUUGCCUUUUUAAACGGGUAGGGACUUGAAGCCAAUGAACACAGGAAUAGAAUAGUCUAUGUAUUGUGUGUAUACUUUGGAAUAAUUGAUAAAGCAAGUGACUACUCCUUUGGACCUGGGGCAGCCAAGCAGUGACUAUUUUUAUUUUUAUUUUUUCUCACCCUGGGUCUAGGGGCAAGUAACAUGUUGAAACGAUGUCUGAUGGUCAGUGCUUGGCCUUUCCCGUUGUCAGUGUAGUUACCAUGAAUCCUGUAUAGAUGAUAGAGGGAAAAAAAACUGUUUAGUUAACAGUGUCAUGCCUAGUGUUGAUGCACUAUUUCUUCAGACAGACAUUUUCCCUGUUACUUGUUCUUGGAGUGUUUCAGAAAAAAAUGCUGGGAAAUAAAAAUACAUCUAUACUGUAUGA